Eublepharis macularius is the source of this 3430-nucleotide messenger RNA. It is a transcript of the gene ELOVL5, whose product is annotated as ELOVL fatty acid elongase 5. Gene Ontology annotation, molecular function: fatty acid elongase activity. Bases 194 to 1081 code for a protein of 295 amino acids. The transcript is spliced from 8 exons. Gene Ontology annotation, biological process: fatty acid elongation, monounsaturated fatty acid; fatty acid elongation, saturated fatty acid; very long-chain fatty acid biosynthetic process. The record is from RefSeq and is a predicted model, not a curated record. Gene Ontology annotation, cellular component: endoplasmic reticulum membrane; endoplasmic reticulum. Lineage: Eukaryota; Metazoa; Chordata; Lepidosauria; Squamata; Eublepharidae.
CCCUUCUUCCGUCCUUUCUAGCGGUGCCGGAGCCCGCGGCUCCGGACCCCGCCCCUGCUUCCCUUCCCCGCCUCCGCAGCGUGACUGAGCCGGACUGGCUUCUGCUGCCGCUACUUCUCCGCCUUCCUUUUCGCUGGGAUCCACGGCCGACUUCGAUUUGCUCGCUGCUGAGUUCGAGGAGAAGGUUUUUACCAUGGAAUCCCUGGAUAAAACAAUCAAUAGCUAUCUGGAUGUUUGGCUUGGACCAAGAGAUCCCAGAGUAAAAGGGUGGCUUCUCCUCAGUAAUUAUACACCUACCUUUAUUUUUUCCAUCUUAUACCUACUAAUUGUAUGGAUAGGGCCAAAGUACAUGCAGAACAGACAGCCGUUCUCAUGCCGGGGUAUUCUAGUGAUCUAUAAUCUUGGACUCACAUUGCUCUCCCUUUAUAUGUUUUAUGAGCUGGUGACGGGUGUAUGGGAAGGAGGAUACAAUUUCUUCUGUCAGGACACGCACAGUGGAGGUGAAGCUGAUAUGAAGAUCAUACGUGUCCUCUGGUGGUACUACUUCUCAAAGCUCAUUGAAUUCAUGGAUACCUUCUUCUUUAUUUUACGGAAAAAUAACCACCAGAUCACUGUUCUUCAUGUCUACCACCAUGCAACUAUGCUGAACAUCUGGUGGUUUGUUAUGAACUGGGUGCCUUGUGGCCAUUCCUAUUUCGGUGCCACUCUUAACAGCUUCAUUCAUGUCCUCAUGUAUUCCUACUAUGGAUUAUCUGCUGUUCCAUCCAUGCGUCCAUAUCUCUGGUGGAAGAAGUAUAUUACUCAGGGACAGCUGACUCAGUUUGUCCUGACAAUCUUCCAGACAAGCUGUGGGGUCGUGUGGCCUUGUGCAUUUCCUAUGGGAUGGCUGUACUUCCAGAUAUGCUACAUGAUCUCCUUAAUAAUCCUCUUCACAAAUUUCUAUAUUCAGACUUACAAUAAAAAGGCUGCCUCCAGAAGGAAAGAGUAUCAGAAUGGUUCUACAGCUGCUGUGAACGGGUACACAAAUAGCUUUUCUUCCCUCGAGAACAAUGUGAAGCAAAGAAAACAAAGGAAGGAUUGAAGACCAAACUGAGAAGCCAUUUUGAUAUUCCAAGCAACAACACCACAAAAAAAUCAUCUGAUUGUAAGCACAAUACAAGUUGUGCACUGAUAACUCUUGACAGCUACUGUAACUAUUCCUGCCUAGAAUAGUGGCAAUUUAUGUAGGACUUAACUAGUGCAAAACAUCCUAGAAACGAUUGAGUAGGGUUAAAGUUGUGGACGACGAUGAUAAAUUUUGGGUGGUCACAGACCCGAGUAUAAACUGUGGAAGGGAGUAUUAUUGUAGUGUGAGUGUCUGUAUGUGUGUGUGAGAGAAUAUAUAUAUAUGUAUAUAUAUAUGUGUGUAUAUAUAAUAUACAUAUAUAUAAUGACACUGCUGUUGCCUUACUAGUCAAUGAUAGGUGCUGAAUUAUCAUUCACAAUUUCAGAACACUGUAAUCCAAACUCAUAUUUUUUAACUGUAGAUAUGCAUGUGAUUGUAAUUUGUACAAUGAAGUUGUUUGGCGGUUGUUUGUUUUUUUAUUUUCUGUAGUUUAAAGCACACAUGCCUUAAAUGAAAUAAAAGCAGAGCCCAAAACUUAAUACAGGUUUGAAAAUCAUGGAGAUGUUUCACUCUGGGAGUGACUUCUCACAUGACAGUUUAUACUCGGAUGCAGAUACCCAAGUACAAAAUAGAUAUGUAUCGUGUCGGUUUGAAAGGUGCAUGUGUGGAAAAAGUAGUGGCUUUUCUGCUUAAAAUGCUUGUAAGCAGCAACCCCAAAAGACUGGUUACGAGCUUGCAAACAUGUUUGCACAUGUUCUUUGUCAGGUGCCAUGGUAUACAUUUACGCUGUACAUGGAGAUCACUAGUCCAAAAUGAAUCAUAAGAAGCCACCCCAGGUUGUGUGACUCCCUUCUAGAGUCUGUCCAAAAAGCCAUUGUUCGAUUUACCUUACUGCGUACUACACAUUGUUUGCUACAUGUUAUUGGUGAAAUUGGAAACGGCAGGUACAGUCAAGGAAAAACUCUUCUCCAUGUGUCCUGUACAAAAUGAAAGGGACACAUCCAGAGCACGGCCAUUUAUUUCUCUCAAAGGCUUGAAGAGGAGAAGUUCUUGUUGGGCCACAUUUGUCUUUAGCUCGGGUCACUCACAGUUCUCCCAAGCCUACAGCAGUUUUAUUUUUAUUUUUACUAAUGCACAAAUAUUGGGAAAUUAAUUAGCACUUAAGCAGUAUCUAAAACAUAAUUCUGACUUGCUUAGUAUUAAAAAUAUACGGAGUGCGCAAAACAUCUUACAAUUCCUAUCCCUUUAAAAUUGGGGUUGGUUUUAGAGAUCGUACUCUGCAAACUUGAAGAUCUUGUGCUCAUUGAAGACUGUCAUGGAGGUAGGUGGGCUUGAGUGGGUGGGCGGGGAGAGCUGUGGCCUGGCCCCUCCCACUUUUCCUCCUUGGGUCCUUUAAAGGAGGGAGCUGGUUGAGUGAAGCCCCCCAGUUGGUUCAUCGGCGACUUUACUGGUCGCUUUGUGGAACAAGAGUGAGUAUCCGGGCUGCAGCAGAGCACCCUGACUUCCACUGGGCAUGACUUCUUUAACUGCAGAACAGUUUUCAAUCUUGGAAUUAAACUGAUGGAGUUGCAUUUCUGAAAAGGACUAACUUGUUUAACUCCAACUAAAAAGUGACUUCAAGGCAAUACAGGGAUUUGACUUUGCAUGCCUUCUUGGCAUCCCUGUUGCUGUUUGUGUAGCAAACAUUGACUUUGAAAAUGUGCCUAACAGCAAAGGGUUUUGUUUGUUGUUGUUGAGAAAAGGAAAAAAAACCCCUAAAAACGUGUUGGUGAUGAUGAGUGUCUGUUUUCUUAAUUGUAUGUUGUGUAUAUCUCACCUGUACUUUCUUGGCUUGUUCAAGGUUUAUUUAGAAGUGCUUGUUGCAAUUAAUGUUUCUUGUGAAAUCCCUACCCCUACCCCAUAUUUGCAGCGUCAGUUGUAAAAGCAGACAUCUGUAACGGAUAUGCUAUGUAAGAUGGUGGAGUUUAGCCUGUUAACAUGUUCAUCAAACACUGUUUCAAGCUAUCCUAUUGCUCAUAUUCCCAACUUUAUAUAUUAUAAUUUGAUAUUUAUAUAAUACCAGUUUUACCAUAUUUUUUGCACAGCUAAUGUUAGGGAACUAAUGAGUUCUCCCUGUUAGCCAUGUGGAUUUUCUUUUGCUUGUUUUUGAAAAGUGAGACAGCACCAGUUUACAUUUUUUUAAAGCUUUCAAAGUUUGUGUGUACAUGUCUUGGUUUCUAGGUACUGAUUUGCAAAGUCUUUACAUAUUUCAUACAGCAGCUUCACUGUUCAAAAUAUGCUGUCUGAGUGUGCUAAAAAUAAAAAAAAAACCUAGUUUGUCUGAAA